CGAACUCCCGACGCAGAAGCGGCAGACUGGCAGUUCGCGCGGACUCACGCGGACUGCGACAGGAGCGAGGAGCCGAGAAAGAUGGCGGCGCUUAUAAAGGCCGUGCAGGCCGGCACGAGCAUGAACGGCAUAACGAAGCUCUUGACGAAUCUGUCGCUGGCUCCGGGCGUAAUCGCGCCCGCGAAGCGCGCCUUUCUCCGCAGCACACCGACCUUGCACUGCGCCUUCGUGCACCUCACGUCGGAGCGCCGCGACCUGAUGGAGUUCUUCGACGAUCCGAAGAACUGGGGGAAGAGCGAGGUGCGAGUGGGCCGCUCCUGGAAGAAGGACGAAUUGAGAUUGAAGAGCAACUCGGAUCUCCACAAGUUAUGGUUCGUGCUGCUCAAGGAGCGUAACAUGCUCAUGACCAUGGAAGAGACUUGCAAGGACGCGCACGAGAUCUUCCCGAAUCCCGAGCGUUUGGACAAGAUUCAGGAUAGCAUGAAUAACUUGGAGUCGAUCGUGCGCGAGAGAAACAGGGCGUAUCACCUGCUCGAGACUGGCGAGACGGGAGAGCGUCCUGGAAAACUGGUCUACAGUAUCUUAGGUUUAAGGUUUUAUCAUAGAAUGCGCCAGUACGCCAUUCCAAAGUUCGCGAACACGCGAUGGCACAAGUUGCACAUGUUUGGCUUUGGCGGAUACGCAACUCGAAAGUUUUUACGCUUGUACAGGGAGCAGCUUUGGAAUAAGAAACGCAAAGCGAGAACACGUGACAGGAAUCGUGUCGCAACGUUAAUGAGAAGAUUCCCGAAUAUGGAUCUCGAAGCUGUGAAGGAACAAUUUCCGGAUGUUGAUAUAGAAAUGGUAAAAACGUCCAAGAAAGCAAGAGGUCAUCACGUACCUGUGUAAUUCGCGAUCCCUGUUAAUAGAGUAGCAAAUUAUCGAACAUCUCCGUUACAUUUAUGAAUGUAAGAUACCCGAUCGUUAAUACAGUACAUCAGUUUAUACGUGUAGUAAUUUUGAUCGCGUCUUCAGAUUUGCAUUUCAAAUUAUUUCAUUAAUUGUGCUGCUUUAACGUGCAAGCAGAUUGUAUUAUAGACCAUGUAUAGAUAUAAAGGGACAAUUUCCUUUGCAAAACUAUUAAAGAAUUAUAUAAUUAGAAGAAAA
This is a messenger RNA of Vollenhovia emeryi, 1146 nucleotides long. RefSeq names its product 39S ribosomal protein L47, mitochondrial (gene mRpL47). Gene Ontology annotation, molecular function: structural constituent of ribosome. The record is from RefSeq and is a predicted model, not a curated record. The coding region runs from base 82 to 888 and encodes 268 amino acids. Gene Ontology annotation, biological process: mitochondrial translation. Lineage: Eukaryota; Metazoa; Arthropoda; Insecta; Hymenoptera; Formicidae. The transcript has 5 exons. Gene Ontology annotation, cellular component: mitochondrial ribosome; mitochondrial large ribosomal subunit.